CAAUAAAUCUUUAUUAGCAUAUACAAUCCCCCACUUAUUAUUUUACAGUUAAUAACUAUAAUGGAAAAUGAAUUGGAAGAGAUAGAGCGGCCACCGAGUGUGCGCCGCACAUUCACACUUCGCCAUAGUGCGGCACGACAAGUUGCUGUCAAUUUCAUGCCAUCUCGACAACUGUCAUUUAAUACCCUUCGGUUGCGCCGCACGAAUUCCGAGCACAAUGCCCUCCUGGAAGACGCUGUUGCUGCGCCGGAUGAAGUCGACGCUGACAAACGCGCCGAGCUGAUAGUACGCGAGAUGGAACAGCACCAACGGCUUAUGGAGAACAACCCCGAGGCUGAGGAGCUACGGAGAGAGGCACUCCGGGACCUGCCCCAAGGUCUGACGAUGAAGAGGAACGUCAGGGCUAAACUGUCCGCGUCAGUCAGUCUACGCUCCCGGCAGCGGCCCAUCUCCUGUUUCAAGAGAUUGAAGUAUAGGAUUAGUUUCGCCUUCAAAAGAUUGCAGGAUAGGUUCCGUGACUUCACCUUCUCGAUCGAGCUGUGGUACAAAGCGAUCCGCAAUAUAGAGGGUCACUUCGGAUCCGCGGUGGGAUCCUACUUCUACUUCCUCCGCUGGUUGUUCGCUCUGGACCUGAUACUCUGCGUGCUGCUAGUUGCGUUCGUUGUGGUGCCACAAGCGAUGUACACCUCGGAUAGGAAUACCACGCUUGAUAGAGGUUUUGUGGACAUCAUCGCUGGUAAGGGUGCAUUCGAAGACUCCAUAUUAUUCUACGGUCACUACGAGUCUGGUGACGUGUCUGGAUCUGGUCCUCCAUACUACAUGUCCUUUGCUUACUUCUUCACGAUGAUGUGCCUCUACCUGAUGUUCUUCGGUGUGCUGUGCUACAGAACAGCUGAUUCGUAUCGGCGCAACUUCAUAGAGACUUCCGAUGGUCUGAGUCAUCUGUUCGCCAACAAAGUGUUCUGCGGAUGGGACUUCAAUAUCGUCACCGCCCAAGCGGCAGCGCUGAACGCACGUAGUAUUUACAACGAGUUCAAGGAACUUCUCAACGAACGGAACAAAAAUAAUCAGUCUACGUAUUUCUGGACUCGUAUGGUGCGUUGCUUCACGAAUAUCGCCGUUACUGUACUGGUGUUAGGGACCAUAGCCGCUCUGGAAUACGGCCUGUGGCAGCUGCUGGCCACUGAACCCAGCCUGCCCAGAUGGGAGUUGGUGAUAUCGUUGGUUCUGUGCGCGGUUCUCGCUGUUUUACCCAUCAUAUUCGGGAUUAUAGUCAGAUUGGAGUACUACGCGCCCCGCACGGCGCUAUACGUGACCCUGGCGCGGACCUGGCUGCUGGACAUCGGCACGCUGCUGCUGCUGCUCGUCUACUGGUCGCAUUCCGAUUUGCCGUGUUGGGAGACGGCGCUCGGCCAGGAGACUUACCGCUUGGUGUUACUGGACACUCUCAUAUCGCUGUUCCUCCUGCCUCUGAUAGAGUUCUGUAGGGCUUUGCUUUAUAAAUUAAAUCCAAAAUGUUCGCCGCCAGAAUUCAACGUGGCCUACAACUCGUUGACUAUCAUAUAUAACCAAACCGUGUUAUGGUUCGGCAUGAUAUUCUCGCCCUUAUUGGUAGUGGCAGUAACGCUCAAAUUUCUGAUGCUGUUUUAUGUGAAACGCGAGUGCGCCAGGAGAGCUUGUCAGCCGGCGAGAAAGGUGUGGCGCGCUGCUCAGACUCAGACUGUAUUCUACAUGUUGGUGACGUUGUCACUGUUCGCUGCACUAUUCGGUCUUGGCUCUUUGUUUCUCAGAUCUUCGUCCCGGUCGUGCGGGCCGUUCCGUUCGUACGAGCAAGUGUACGGCGUGGUGACUGAGGGAGUGUUGCAGUUGCCGUCUCGGCCCACGCUCAAAGCAGCACUCGCGUUCCUUACUCGGCCUGGUGUCGUUGGCUCCCUGAUGUUAGCUCUCUGUGUAUCGGUGUACUACAUGCGUGCCCGCGCUCGAGCCCAGCAAUGCAUGGUGCGGAUGCUGCGGCAGAUGUUGCUGCUGCAGGCCAAAGAUAAAGACUUCCUGCUCGCUGCCAUCGCCAAGGUCUCCAAUGGAGGUUAG
This is a messenger RNA of Diatraea saccharalis (sugarcane borer), 2088 nucleotides long. The record is from the annotation of a GenBank genome assembly. Lineage: Eukaryota; Metazoa; Arthropoda; Insecta; Lepidoptera; Crambidae.